AUGGAUGAUCGAUUUGCCGAAGAUGUAGCUGAUCAAUUAAAUCAAACUUAUGCUAUUAUACCAUUUCUUGUUGUCGCCAAAUGGAAUCGCAAGAAGAUUGAUUUUAAUCGAGAAAUGAAUGAAGCAACUUUCAAUCAUCCAGAAGCGAUUAAAUCGUAUCGUAGUUAUCAUGAUUAUUUAGAAGAAGCCAUUGCUACAAUUGAGAGAAAAUUUCAUGGUCAAGGUUUACUUCUCGAUGUUCAUCAACAUGCACAAGGAAACUAUACAAUGGUUGGAAUUCUACUAACCGGAGCUAAACUCAAUCGUAACGAAUUAUCUUCGACUUCGAUCGAAUUACUUAUUCAGUCAUCUUGCUCUCAAAAUCGAAGCGAAUGUAUUCGAGGUUCAAAAGCAUUUGGUACUUUUAUGGAAUCCAAAGAACUCGGUAUUGCUUAUUCUUCAUUGAACAAUCCAAAGCCUGGCAAUAAGACUUUUUAUAGUGGUGGUUUUAUCACAAAAAAUUAUAUUUCACGUAUCAAUGCUAUACAAGCCGAGCUAUCUUAUGUAAUGAGAAAUGACUUCGAUCGACGAUUUUAUGCAACAAGAUUUGCUCAAGCUCUAGUUGAUUUUAUGCUUGCAAAUGACUUAUUGCGAACUGAUAAUAUUACACUGCCACAUUCACAUGGAAACAUGGUGCAUCUAAGAGAUGUAUUCUCCAAUAGACGACAAAUAUUCAUCGUUACUUUUGUUGCUGUUUCUGUUCUUGUUGUCGUCGGUGUUAUUAUUGGUCUUGUUUUAGGCUUAAGAAGACCUUUCCAAAAUGCCAGUGAGGAAGUAUGUAGUGCCGGUCAUGAAACUUAUAUUAUAAAUGGUUCAUCGAUUUUGGGGAAAUAUUCUCGAGCAGCUGUAGCUGUUGAUAAUGGUGAAUGUUCAAAAGUUGGACGCAUUAUCUUAGAGAAAAAUGGUACAACAAUGGAUGCUGCUUUAGCAGCAGCUAUUUGUAAUGGUGUUAUGAAUACACAAUCAAUGGGUAUCGGUGGUGGAUGUGUUAUAACAAUUUAUUCAAAGAAAAGAAACAAAGCCUAUAGUAUAAUUGGAAGAGAAAAAGCACCAUUAGCUGCUAAUUCAACAAUGUUUGUUGGUAGAAAAAAUAUGUCGCUAACUGGUGGAUUAGCUAUUGGAGUACCGGGUGAAUUACGAGCUUAUAAAAAAGCUUAUGAUGAAUUUGGUGGAGGUGUAUUAUGGAAAGAACUUUUUCAACCAACAAUUCAAUUAUGUCGUGAAGGUUUUCAUGUUAGUGAAGCACAAGCUCAAGCUAUUAAAGAAACAACACGUGUUAUCCUUGAUGAUCCUGCAAUGAGAGAAAUUUUUGUAAAAAAUUCGAAUACAAAUGAAUUAUAUGGUGCUGGUGAUUUAAUGAAACGACCAAAAUUAGCUCGUACACUUGAAAUAAUAGCUGAACAAGGUGUUGAUGCUUUUUAUACAGGUGAAUUAUCUGAUAAAAUUGUUAAAGAAAUUCAAGAUCAAGGUGGAAUUAUAACAAAACAAGAUCUUGCUGAUUAUGAUGUUGAUUUUCAAGAAGCAUUAAGUAUUGAUCUUAAAAGUUCACUAACUGCAUAUACAACACAUGCACCUACAAGUGGACCAAUUCUUGCUUUUAUUUUAAAUAUUCUUCAAGGUUAUUAUGUACAUGAAAAUAAUAUUAAAAAAUCAACAACAACAUCUUCUUUAUUUUAUCAUCGUCUCAUUGAAGCAUUUAAAUUUGCUUAUGCAAAAAGAAGUGAACUUGGUGAUCCAUCAAAGAUAAAUAUAACUGAACUUAUUCAUAAUUUAACUUCAAAAGAAUAUGUUAAUAAUGUACGAUCACGAAUUAAUGAUAAUAAAACAUUUGGUUUUGAAUAUUAUGGUGGAGCAUGGCUAGAUAAAAUGACAAUAGGAACAGCUCAUUUAUCUGUUGUUGGACUUGAUGGUGAUGCUGUUGCAUUAUCAUCAACUGUGAAUCUCUUUUUUGGUUCAAAAGUUCUUGGUCCUGAAACAGAUAUUAUUUAUAAUAAUGAAAUGGAUGAUUUUUCAACUCCAAAUACAACGAAUAAUUUUGGCGUGCCAGCAAGUCUAGCUAAUUAUAUAGCACCUGGAAAACGACCUGUUUCAUCUAUGGCACCUUUAAUUAUAAUGGAAAAACAUAAUCAACGUAUACAACAAGUUUUAGGUGCUAGUGGUGGUACGCGAAUAACAACAUCUAUAGCACAAGUAGCUAUGCUUAAUUUAUGGUUUAAUGAUGAUAUUAAAAAAGCAAUUGAUUCUCCACGUCUUCAUUCACAAUUAUUACCACAAGAAGUUGUCGCUGAACGUGGUUUUGAUCAUGAUAUAUUAAAACGAUUGAAAGAUCGUGGUCAUAAUAUAACAUGUGGUGUUUAUGGUCGUUCUGUUAUACAAGGUAUUGAAUGGCGUGAUGAAGUCAAUCAAUAUUGGGCUAACUGUGAUAUACGUAAAGGUGGUGCACCUGAUGGAAUAUAA
This is a messenger RNA of Rotaria sordida, 2496 nucleotides long. NCBI's taxonomy places the organism in Eukaryota, Metazoa, Rotifera, Eurotatoria, Philodinida, Philodinidae. The record is from the annotation of a GenBank genome assembly.